This is a messenger RNA of Sphaeramia orbicularis (orbiculate cardinalfish), 1682 nucleotides long. RefSeq names its product solute carrier family 25 member 43 (gene slc25a43). The record is from RefSeq and is a predicted model, not a curated record. The coding region runs from base 152 to 1186 and encodes 344 amino acids. Gene Ontology annotation, biological process: transmembrane transport. NCBI's taxonomy places the organism in Eukaryota, Metazoa, Chordata, Actinopteri, Kurtiformes, Apogonidae. The transcript is spliced from 5 exons.
CACUCAACACCGUUGGUCAGGACAGGAGACGUGUAGCUGUAGGGCUCUAUAUUUAGAUGUGUAACCUACAUAAACAGAUACUUUUCCUGCGCUUCAGACAGUCCAGAUCCAUCAGAGAGAACCAAAGUCUUCUUCAGGGGCCCAAAUAGUAAUGGCCUCAGUCAAAAAGGACAACAGACUGACCAGUUCACAAAGCUCUGUGUGUGUCGGUUUCGCCGGGAUUUUCAGUAAAACCAUCACGUCGCCUUUGGAGGUGGUAAAAAUAAAAAGCCAGGUGGGGACUUUCCAUACCAAGAGAGGUUUGUGCCAAAGUUUUAUGCUCAUCUACCAACAUGAAGGGCUUCGAGGAUUUUGGAAAGGAAACCUCGUCUCAUGUCUCCGGUUGUUUCCAUACACCGCAGUUCAUCUUACAACAUAUAAAAAGAUAGUCGACCUUCACAUGGAUGAGCUGGGCUUCAUCUCCCAGUGGAGGGCCAUAUUUGCUGGAGGUCUGGCUGGAGUGGCUGCUGCCCUGGUCACGUACCCUCUGGAGGUGGCCGAGACCAGGCUCAUUGUUCAGAACUGCAGAGAGCCCACAUAUAUCGGGGUGGUCCACACUCUGUCAAAGAUCUACAGGACUGAAGGGCUCUUUGCUCUCUACAGGGGCUUCUCCCUGACAGUUUUAGGAGCUUUUCCCUUCUCUGUUGGAUGCUACGCUGUCUACAUGAACUUGGACAAGCUUUGGCAGGAGCCUCCUUUUCGCUUUACUCCUCUCCAGAAUUUCAUUAACGGCUGUCUCGCAGCGGGAGUGGCCCAGACCCUCUCAUACCCUUUUGAAACUGUAAAGCGGAAGAUGCAGGCGCAGAGUGCACGGCUUCCACAUUUUGGUGGCGCUGACGUUCAUUUCAGUGGAAUGAUGGACUGUUUUAUUCAGGUUAUUAGAAAUAAGGGCAUCCUCUCACUCUGGAAUGGCCUUACUGCAAACACAAUAAAGAUCGUUCCCUACUUCGGCCUUCUUUUCAUCUGCUUUGAGACAUGUAAGCAGGUUUGCCUUUACCGCAACGGGUACAUUGUCUCACCUCUGAGCUAUAAACUCACACCAGGCGUCGACCAGAGCCUCGGGCCGAAUGAACUCGAAGAGGUGAAACGCUACUUGAAAAACAGGAACUUUGGAUCAGGAGGGUCCUCCUUUGGAAACCGCUGGUGAAGAUGUUCUGUAUGAAAACAAUGACAGUUUAACCCAUAAAGAGAUUCUGAUGGCUUCAUAAAGGAAAAAAAAAACACAUUUACAGUAUAUCCUGUCAGCAAAGGUCUACCUCUUUCAGAACACUGUUAUCGUAACUGAAAGCAUUGUUUGCUUUCAUUUGCUUUCAUUCUUCCACAAUGUAUUUCACUUGAUGACAUGUGCCUUAUAAUUACCUAUUUAUGUAUGGGCAUAUUUCUGAUAUUUUUGCAUUAACACAUCAUAGUGCCAUAGUGUUUUACAAAUGCUCUUAUAUGCUCUAAAAAUCAGAUAUGAGCAUCAUAACCAUAUGAGAUUGUUGUAUGACUGUGUUUCUGCUAAGUUAUUAUUAUUUUUUUUAUGUAUGAGAGCUGUAAAUGUCUGAGGCUUCAUGGGUUUAUAAGUUAUGAACAAUCAUGUAGUUUGAAGAUGGAUUGUGAUGGAAAAUGGAUGUUUAACUUAAAAUUUUCUUCCAAAGAAA